Carassius gibelio (silver crucian carp) is the source of this 4664-nucleotide messenger RNA. RefSeq names its product solute carrier family 12 member 10, tandem duplicate 1 (gene slc12a10.1). Gene Ontology annotation, biological process: sodium ion homeostasis; chloride ion homeostasis; chloride transmembrane transport. Gene Ontology annotation, molecular function: sodium:potassium:chloride symporter activity. NCBI's taxonomy places the organism in Eukaryota, Metazoa, Chordata, Actinopteri, Cypriniformes, Cyprinidae. The transcript is spliced from 27 exons. The coding region runs from base 160 to 3258 and encodes 1032 amino acids. Gene Ontology annotation, cellular component: membrane. The record is from RefSeq and is a predicted model, not a curated record.
AAAGGAGAUGAAAACCUGACUGAAUUGGUUUCCUGCUGUAUCUGUUCGCGUUUUCUUUAUACAUUCAGGAAUAAAGCUUCAAAGGAAGAAGAGACGGCUGUCAACCAACAGAGGAACACAAUUACAGAGGAGCUGAUAUUUUGAACUCUCUGUGUUGAGAUGGGGCAGCGCUUCUCCAGGCGCAGGACGGAGGGCACGGAGGGCUUGUCUCCGGGUCGCUUCUCGGUCAGUGAAGAGGCUCCCCCGCAUUACUCCUCUUACAGAACCGGCAGUGACACGGCUGUCAGCAUGGAGACUCCGACACGGAGGUCAUCAGAAGUUGUGAACUCCAGGCAGGACAAUAGACGACCUUCCAUCUACAGCACCAUGGAUGCCAUGCCGCAUCUCGAGUUUUACGCCAACGCCACCGCCACGGGCCGCAUCCGCCGCAGCAGGCCGUCGCUGGAGACGCUGCGCAAGGCUGCUGAUGAUGCAGAAUCUGGCAGUAACACGGGGGACUCUGGCAGGGGGAGCGUUUCGGUGCUACAGGAGACUGGAAACGAGUCCGAGGAAAACGGGCCCGAGGCAAAGACGGCCCAGCCGGUGCGCUUCGGAUGGGUCACCGGGGUUAUGAUCCGCUGUAUGCUGAAUAUCUGGGGAGUCAUUCUGUUCCUGCGAUUGUCCUGGAUCACAUCUCAAGCAGGAAUCCUUCUUACAUGGUUAAUCAUACUGAUGUCCGUCCUUGUGACCUCCAUAACGGCUCUGUCUGUAUCUGCCAUUUCCACCAAUGGAAGAGUCUCUUCUGGGGGUGCGUACUUCAUGAUCUCCCGUACUCUGGGUCCUGAGUUGGGGGGUCCCAUUGGCGUGGUGUUUUCCUUCGCCAAUGCUCUCGCUUGUGCGCUCAACACGGUGGGAUUUUCAGAGACUGUCAGAGAUCUUCUCAUUGAGUAUGACUCACAAAUUGUGGACUCAAUCAAUGACGUCCGGAUCAUAGGAUCCAUCACAGUGACUGUGCUGCUUCUCAUCUCAAUGGCUGGGAUGGAGUGGGAAUCGAAGACCCAGAUCCUGUUCUUCUUGGUUCUUAUGAUUUCUUUCACCAACUAUUUUGUUGGCACUUUGAUUCCAGCGACGCCCCAGAAACAGUCCAUAGGGGUCUUCGGUUACCGCAGUGAGAUCUUCUUGGAUAACCUCUUCCCAGACUGGAGAGGGCCGGAGGGCGACUUCUUCCGAAUGUUUGCCAUCUUCUUCCCAUCUGCCAUUGGGAUCCUUGCUGGAGCAAACAUCUCAGGAGAUCUGAAGGAGCCUGAGAUUGCCAUCCCAAGAGGGACACUGAUGGCCAUAUUCUGGACCACUGUUAGCUAUUUAGCCAUUUCUUCAACUGUAGGAGCGUGUGUGCUGCGCGACGCCUCGGGGAACAUGAACGACAGUCUGCCGCUGAACUUCACCGAGGCGUGUGAGGGUCUGAGCUGCGGUCUGGGCUGGAACUUCACCGAGUGUCAGCAGAGCGGCACCUGCACCUUCGGUCUCUCGAAUAACUUCCAGGUCCUGAUCCAGGUCUCUGGCUUUGGUCCGUUGAUCUAUGCAGGCAUAUUUGCGGCCACCCUGUCGUCUGCACUUGCUUUCCUCGUCUCCGCACCCAAAGUCUUCCAGUGUCUCUGCAAAGACAACAUCUACCCAUACAUCGGCUUCUUUGCAAAGGGUUAUGGGAAAAACAACGAGCCACUGCGAGCGUAUCUGCUGUGUUACAUCAUUGCCAUGUGCUUCAUUCUGAUUGCUGAGCUGAAUGUAAUCGCUCCUCUGAUCUCCAACUUCUUCCUCUGUUCUUACGCUCUCAUCAACUUCAGUUGUUUUCACGCUUCUAUCACUAAUUCACCUGGAUGGAGGCCAUCGUUUCGGUAUUUCAGCCCCUGGACGGGUUUGUUUGGUGCCGUUAUUUCUGUGGUCCUGAUGUUCCUGCUCACCUGGUGGGCUGCGCUCAUUGCUUUCGGUUUAAUCAUCUUCUUAUUCGGCUACGUCAUCUAUAAGAAACCCGAGGUGAAUUGGGGCUCGUCUAUCCAGGCCAGUACCUACAACAUGGCUCUGUCCUACUCCGUGUCUCUAGCAGGAAUCGAAGAUCAUGUCAAGAACUACAGGCCUCAGUGUCUGGUUCUGACGGGUCCUCCGACUCUGCGUCCAGCGCUGGUGGACUUUGUGGGCUCUUUCACUAAAAAUGUCAGUUUGAUGAUUUGUGGCGACAUUCUCAUGGACGAUGAGAAGUCUGUGUCUCAGCGCAGUUCUAAUGAGAUGAUAAAGUGGCUCAAUCAGAGGAAGGUUCGUUCCUUCUACACGUCUUUCAAGGCACCCGAUCUGAGAGAAGGAGCCCGGCAUCUUCUGCAGGCUUCUGGUUUGGGGAAGUUGAAGCCGAAUAUUCUGGUGAUGGGAUUCAAAAUGAACUGGCAGGAAAGCAGCAGUAAAGGCAUAGAGGACUAUAUCAACACUAUAUAUGAUGCUUUUGACUCCAACCACGGUGUGUGUGUUCUCCGCUUGAUGGAUGGACUGGACAUCCGAGACGAGUUAGAGACGGAGGUCAACCAGGCUUUUGAGGUGGAUGAGGCCAUAGAGUCUGACGAUCAGAUUUCAGACGCUGACUCAGAUGUUGACAACACAAAGAACAUGGCGAAAGAUCAGAUCAAAACUGUGUUCCAGAGCAAACAAGGGAAGAAGACCAUUGACGUGUACUGGAUCUCUGACGAUGGAGGUUUGACUCUGUUAGUGCCAUACUUGUUGACCAGAAGAAAACGCUGGAGACGGAGCAAAGUCAGAGUGUUCAUUAUUGGAGAACAGCAAACCAUGGAGAACGACCGCAAGGAAAUGAUGACUUUGCUCCAGCGUUUCCGGCUGGAUGUUCACGAUGUCAUUGUGAUGACGGACAGCGAAAGGCCACCACUUGCCAAGAACAUGAGGCGCUUUGAGGAAACGCUCGCCCCCUUCAGGCUGAAUGAUGGACAGCUGGACGAGAGGACGGCACAGCAGCAGAGGUCACAGUUUCCGUGGAAAGUCACGGACAAAGAGAUGGACGCACUGAGAAUUAAGACGGAGAAGAAAGUGCGGCUGAAUGAAAUCAUACGGAGGAAUUCGAAGUACGCCGCGCUGGUUCUAGUGUGUCUCCCCGUGCCACAGGCAGACUGUCCCCGUUCUCUCUAUAUGUCCUGGCUGGACACGCUGAGCUGCGGUCUGCACUGUCCCGUCCUGCUCAUACGAGGAAACCAGCAGAACGUCAUGACCUUCUACUGCCAGUGAAACAGCCACGCGGGUUACUCACUUAUCUGGCUCUUCAAGGCAAGACACCAAAGGAAAACUAUUGCUUCAUGUUUCAGAAUAGUGAACGGAAAGCAUUCAAAAUACACUUCAGUGCUUAUUUGCACUUUCUUUAUUUGUGUCUGUAGGUUUCGGUUUCAACCCAUGUCUUUAAAGGCCUGUUUCUCAAAAUGAGUUUCUAUGUCAGCACUUCGUUCUGAAGAUUUGUUCAUAUCACAUUAUUGCAGUUUAUGCCAUGCCUGUAGAUUUAAUUUGCAGUCCAUAUAUUUAAAGGCCAUUUUCUCCUAAUCAGUAUCUAUCUACAUUUUAGCAGCACUUAGAUUCAAUAACACAUGUAUAUGCCUGUCUAUAUUCUAAAGGAUUUUAUUAUUGCACUUUAACUGUUUGUGUCUGUAAUUGCAGUACAUAUCUUUAAAGGCUAUAUUCUCCUAUCUCCUCUUCAGCACAUCAUAUUUUACAGUUUUAUUCUUGUUUAUGUUCUGAAGGUUUUUAUGGGGGCAUUUGUUAAGAUAUCAUUCAAUAUACACAACAUUUUAAUCUUUAAAAACAUGUUAAAAUUGUCAGUUUUAUGAGUGGUAUUUUCAUUAAAGAGUGAUAGAAAGAGAAAUCCAAAACCCCCUCCAAGCUUAACCCCCUCAUCAUUACUUAAGAUGAAGAAAACGUAUAUUUGCAGCUGAUGGAUUUUGUUUGUUUUGCAUUAAAACUAUCUAAAAUAAAGUACAGUACCCCAAACCAUAACUGGACACCUGACACACUUGUUUCAGACAUUGUAACUAUAUUUGAGGCCACUGUAAAUUUAGCUGCAUAAUAUAUUACUUCUUCAGUUGAAUGUUUUGUCUUAUUCUUUUGGCACGUUUAGCUCACCCUGUGUUGUUUCUCAUUUUUAUUUUUGUUGUGAAUUCAUGUGUGUUAUGGUCUUGUAUGGUGAAAGGGAAGUUGGUGAAAAUAAUUUUAUAAUAGGGAAAAACAAACUUUUAAAUUAGUGUAUCAUGUUAAUUAUUAAAUUCUUUUCCCCUUAAUUUUACUAUCAUUAUUUCGAGCCUUGAGAAGGGGCAGCUGUAUACAGAAACAUACAGACGCUCCAUGAAAUCUGUUUAUUUCUGCUGUCAUACAUUGUGAUGUUUAAUUCUUUCUUUUCAUGUGAUUGAAUAGGUUUUAUGGUGUUUUUAUACUUGGUGUAAUGAGAAAAUCAAUGAUGGUUGAGAUGUUCGUCACUGUGCUUAAUUGUAUUUUUCACAUUGAAAAGCAGAUCAGAACACUUGUAAUUCAUAAUACGGUAAUCUACUGUUUAUUUGCAGUCAAAAUGUAACCUUCUAUAUUAUUCAUUAUAAUGUUUAAAUGUAAUUUUACAAAGCAAGAACGAAUAAACUUAUUUUAUCAUAUUAUAA